This is a messenger RNA of Parathielavia appendiculata, 1923 nucleotides long. RefSeq names its product carbohydrate-binding module family 50 protein. NCBI's taxonomy places the organism in Eukaryota, Fungi, Ascomycota, Sordariomycetes, Sordariales, Chaetomiaceae. The record is from RefSeq and is a predicted model, not a curated record. The coding region runs from base 1 to 1923 and encodes 640 amino acids. The transcript is spliced from 6 exons.
AUGUUACGCUCGUUUGCCUUGCUCGGCUCCUCGCUUCUGGUUGCGGUCCGCGGGAACCUUGUCCUCUUCCCAUGGACCAGCAAUGAUGGCAGCUUUGGCAACGCCGUCGAUGCUCAGGUUGGGUUUGGUAACAGCCAGCCCAUCUCGAGCGAAUGUGCAUCGGCCCUCAACCAGACGGUGGCGUGCGACCCGCAGAUGCAGCUGCUCGCGGCGAGUGGCUACGUUGUCUCUCUCAACGGCGCUAGCUCGGGACUCUGCGACGCCAGCUGCAAGUCGUCACUGGUAGCGUACCACGACGCCGUCACGGCAGCCUGUGGCGCGUCUAGAGCCUUCGACACAUAUCCCAACACAUGGAGAGGCGAUAUCAUCUACGACUACUUCAACAUGGUCUGUGACACGGAUCCCAGCACCGGGGAGUACUGCCCGCAGUGGCUGAAGGAGCAGUACGCUGCCAACGGCAACCCCAAGCUGGAGGAUCUGCCUGAUUCCGUGCUCUGCUCCCACUGUCAAAUCAACAACAUGAGGACAGUCCAGAAUUCCAUCUUUCUUGGCUACAACGGGGCCAUGGUCGAAACGUACCGCAAAAUCUUUGCCCAGGAGACGUUCCCCAACACGGCCGAUGGCGCAAACAGAACUUGCCUUUCUGGCAAUACAUACAUGAGCCAGGCCGGCGAUACCUGCCACUCGAUUGCCCUAGCAAAGUCGGUCGCGGAGGACACGCUGGCUUCCAUCAAUGACCUCGGUGUGAACUGCACCAGGAUGACGCUCGAAAGCAGCUCUAAGUUCAAUCUAUGUCUGCCCAAGACGUGCACCACGGCACAAACGGGGCCGACUGACAACUGCUGGAGCCUCAGCGCGCAGUACAACAUCUCGUUUGCCCAGUUCAGGGCCUUCAAUCCCACCAUCAACAACGAUUGCAGCAAUCUCCGGCCCGACGGCACCGUGGUAUGCGUGACUUCGCCCGACGGCAGCUACACCCCCGUCCCGCUUCCCGGCUCCAACUCGUCGUGGAGCCUCGGAGAGUACGCCGAGUCAAUCGUGCCAGCCCCCGGCAGCACCCCCUUCGGGACCACCGACCGAUGCGGCGCCUACUACCAGGUCCAGACGGCCGACACGUGCAUGCGCGUCUCCAUCGCGGCUAAGGUGUCGGUCGACCUCUUCCAGGAGAUCAACCCUUCCAUCGACGCGGGCUGCACCAACCUCGUCCCGGGCCUGUGGUACUGCGUCCACCCGACUGUGGACUGGAACGACGUGCCCAGCAGCAACCCGACGACCUCGACAACCGUCGCGCCGCCAGCCCCAACCCCGACAGGCACCACAACCCAGUGCUACAGGUGGCACGUGGUGGUGUCCGGCGACAACUGCGCCCUCCUGCAGAACACGCUCGGCAUCACCAUGGCCCAGCUCGUCGCCUGGAACCCGGACCUCAAGGCCGACUGCUCCAACCUCCUCCUGGGCGACGCCUACUGCGUGCAGGGCCCCUCCUCCUCUUCCGUUCCCACCACAACCACCAGCACCACCAGCACCAGCAACACCCCCACGACGACCGCUGGGCCUCAGGUCAAGCAGGGUACUAGCGCGCAGAUGACCCCCACUAUCAGCACUCCCACCGCCUGCACACAGACCUACACCGUCCAGUCGGGUGACUGGUGCGCCAAGAUCUGGGAAGCCUUCGGCCUGUCCGAGUCAGCCUUCCGCGCGCUCAACCCCUCGCUAAGCCCCAGCUGCGACCUGGCCAUCGGCCAGGUGCUCUGCGUCGCCGCGCCGUCUGCCUGCAAGGCGACCUACACUGUCGUUUCGGGCGACUGGUGCUCCAAGAUCUGGGAGCAGUUUGGUCUGACCGAGGGGCAAUUCCGGGGGUUGAAUCCUGGUUUGGACGCGAAUUGUGAUAUUAGCGUGGGCCAGAGGUUGUGUGUUGGGUAG